UGCUGCCAUGUUUUGUUUUGGAGUUGAGUGUUUGUCUGGAUUUCUGUCAGUGUUGUAUGUUGUGAAUCUGUGUAGUGUGUGAAUUGCGGUAUGUUUUGAAAAGUCCCGUUAGAUAUUGUUUAUACUAUAUUUGGUGGUUGUGCAAGCUAUUGUAAAAUGUGACAAGUUUAUACUUAUCAGUGCCUCGAAAAAUGCGUCGGUAUUUCUAGUUUGUAAGUGUUUGUUUGCCGUUUACAUCUUGCCUCGGACAUCGCGAAAAUGUUGAGGUUUCUCAGUAGAAAGAAGGGCCGCAACGGUCAGAAGACUACUCACAUCAAACCAGGACCUCAGAAUUUAAUUCCAAAUAAAAAUUGUGUGCAAUGCAAGGUUAUCCUUCUGGAUGGAACCGACUUAUCUGUUGAUUUAUCAAAAAAGGCAGUCGGCAGCGACCUCUACGAGCAAGUUUUUUACUCCCUUGAUCUCAUUGAAAAAGAUUACUUUGGAUUACAGUACACAGACGCCAACAAUGUACAGCACUGGCUUGAUCCGACAAAAGCCAUCAAGAAGCAAGUGAAAAUUGGACCUCCUUACACUCUUCGUUUGAGAGUGAAAUUCUACUCUUCUGAGCCGAAUCUGCUUCGUGAAGAGCUGACCAGAUACCAAUUCUUCCUGCAGCUCAAGUUGGACAUCCUAGAAGGACGGCUAGAAUGUCCAGACAGCACACUCAUAGAAUUAGCAGCUCUAGCUUUGCAAUCUGAGCUGGGUGACUAUGAAGAAGGCUACCACACGCCGGCUGUCAUCUCUGAAUUCCGAUUUGUACCGAAUCAGUCUGAGGAGAUGGAAAUACUAGUAUUAGAAGAAUUUCAAAAAUGCAGAGGUCUUACGCCAGCCCAGGCAGAGAUGAAUUACCUGAAUAAAGCCAAAUGGCUCGAAAUGUAUGGUGUCGACAACCAUAUAGUACUGGGUAAAGAUGGCUGUGAAUAUGCAUUAGGGCUAACACCCACUGGUAUACUUGUCUUUGAGGGAACACAAAAGAUCGGACUAUUUUUCUGGCCAAAAAUAGGCAAACUCGAUUUCAAGAAAAAGAAAUUGACAUUGGUGGUUGUUGAAGAUGAUGAUCAAGGACGCGAACAAGAACAUACGUUUGUCUUCAGGCUACACAAUGAAAAGGCAUGUAAGCACUUAUGGAAAUGUGCGGUGGAACACCAUGCGUUUUUCAGACUGCGGGCUCCUGUCAAAGGACCAUCUGCCAGACAGAACUUUUUUAGAAUGGGAUCUAGGUUUAGAUACAGUGGAAAAACUGAAUUCCAAACCACUCAGACUAACAGAGCUCGAAGAACUGUGCAGUUUGAGAGGAGGCCAAGUCAACGCUAUGCGAGGAGGCAGUCACAUGUCCUUAGGGAGAGGCAGAGAAACGUGCCUAACGACGGACACUCGGACGCGAAGCGGUCGGCGUCGGCCGCAGCCGCAGCCGGGUCGCAGACGGGCAGCUGCCGCAGCAACAGCUCGUCUGCGUCGCACCGCACUCAGUCGCAGCCGCAGCCGCCUGCCGCAGUCGCGACCGCCGCACUCAUCGAGACUGAGGACCUGCUGACGCCGCCACUGCCUUCGGACAUCUCCUCCCUGUCCGGCACGCUCAAGCGCAAUAAGAACGCUCCCACUGGAGUUGCCGAAGAAAGACUAGACACUCUACUGAAGAGUCUAGCUAAGGAGUCCAUCACUAAUGUGAACUUAGAAGACAUUAAUGACUCCUCCUUCCCCAUGUCGGGAUCAACCGAUAAAGCUGACGUAAGGAAGAUGCACGUCGGCUGUUCAGAUUCAGAUGGAGCGUCCGAGUGUGGAGCUGCGGGAGCGGUUGCGGGAGCGGUUGCGGGAGCGGGAUCGGUUGCCAGCAGCCAUCAGUCUCCGAUUCCCAACAACCGCAGUCAGACGCUGGGUAGUAGCAGUGGACCGCGCCCCAUUCCGCCCGAUCAACUCAAGUGUAACAUCCUCAAAGCCAAAGUUGAAGAAGAAAUGAGAAGAUCCCCGAUUGAGGCAACGCCUCCUCUGAGAGAUGAACGUACAAAAGUAUCAAACGUCUCUGAUAUCCCAGUGGUUGUCAAUGGGGAUGUUAUCCCGCAAAAUAGAAAGAAUCUUCAAUUUGGAAAAGAACAAGCUACAUUCGUAUCUGUGGGUGGUGAUAAGUUGACAUUGUCUUUGAAUGGUCAGGAGAAAGAGAGCCACCACGAGAACGGGCUGGAAGCGCCAGACGGAGCCGCGACGGCCGCCGCGGGAACGAAAGAGGAGUCUAAUCGCUCGCCGACGCCCGUCACCGUCACGCACUUCUCGUGGGGCGAAUGCGGAAAGCUGGAGCAACGUGUGGUCUCGCCCAAUCGCACACCUUCACCACGUUCCCCCACUCCUUUCCUUUCACUCUCUCUGCAGCCGCAGGAAGCCCCCUCCAAUCCCUUCAACCCGUUCACUUCCAUGCACACCGAAGCAAAGCCCAACACCAAUCCCUUCCUCAAUCCAUUCAUGGAGCUGUCCGAAGUUGUCACUGAGGACUCAACGGAUAGCAAAGAGGACAAAGUGAAAGAAGCCACAGAAUUGCACAAGGUUAACGGUGACUCCAAAUGUCCCAGCUCCCCGAAACCGGUUCUCAAUGAGAUCAUACCUCGCUCGCCCACUGAAAAGACGGCGGUCUUGAACAAAAUUAACUCGUCCAACAAUAAAAUUCAGGAUCCCAAUAUAACCAGCGAUGAAAACAAGAAAAUCACCAAGGACUCCAAUAAAAGUGGCGUCAGUAAUACACUGAACCAGCUGUCACCCUGGCUGGUCACCGAGCCAAUCACCAACAACACUUCAAAGACAAAAACUGAACCGACACAAAUUAUCAGGAAAACCGUCAUCACAACUCAACUCUAGCUCUAGCGAUAUCAUUUUCAAAUAGAAUUUUGCUGUGAGGAAUGAUGAAACACUCAUAUUAAUAAAUAACCAGUAUUGUAUAUAUUCUACCUUGAAUAUUACCAAGGUAAGGGAAACGUUGUUACAUGUUUACUAUGCUUCUUAGUCAAUUAAUGUGAAAGGAAUUUAUGACGGAAAUGUCCAGAGCCAUGAAUGGAUAUUUUACAUUUUCAAGUAGAACUGUGAAUGAUAUAGGAUGAUGAAUCGCUCAUCCAGCAUUUAGCUCAUCCAGGAUUUUUUUAAUCAAUGACCGAUUGCCAAGGAAGAUUACUGUAAUCAUUUUCUUAUUUAAAUGAAAUACUUUAUCAAAUGUCGGCUCAAUUUUGUACCGUCUUGCCAAAACUUGUAAGUGAUUUGUGUACAAACACCAUUCAUUUAUUUGUUUAUCAAUAUGAACAAAUUCCUUGAUAAUUAUUGCAUUUAUAAACCGAAUGAAUUUAGAAUUAUGAUUCAAAGGCUGUCAUAAGAAUUGACUGACUAUCAAAUAAAAGGUAUGCAUCCAAUGAAGUUCAUAAAGUGGCUUCUCCACUCAUCUAGUUAGAGUAAUUAAAAAAUUAUUGUAGUAUUAUUCUCUUAUGUAUAUAGGUUUCGUAUUUGUUAUGUGUAUCAGAAUGAUUUAAUUUUGUUUGAUUUAUUUUAAUAUGUGGUAACCUUUAUUUACCUUGCUGUGUAUGUCGAUACACGUAGAUUUUUUGGAAAGUAAAAUGGGUGUUGUUAUAGAUUCGAAACGAAAGUACAGUAUAUUUUGAAGUAAAUCUUUACGUAUUGUUCACAGUAUUAAAAAAACAAUAAAAUUUGGUAAUUAAAAUUAAUAAAUAUGAAUAUAAAUUCAGACUAAGCUACAGAUUAUAAGAAUCUGAUUCUCAUUGGCAUAAAGCUACUGCAUUAAACGCCAUGGAAUGUUUCAGCGAUGAGCCCAGCUCUAGAAACAACUCUUCAACGUCCAACGUUCUCAAGUUCUAAGAGUAGAUUUUUUUAUAAUUAGAUACUCCAGUGAAUAAUAUUUUCUGUAAUAGUAUUUUCUCAGUUUCUACUUUUCCCUCAAUUAUAUGGUACUUGAAUGAGCUCUGAGCUAUUAUACAUCUUGGAAGCUAAAAGCUUGCAAUUGAAUUUAAAAUAAUAUUCACUUUGAAAAAAGGCAUUCUUAAAUGCAUUUUCACGAUCCCAUUUGUUAAAUUGAUUUACAGGAAAAUUAGUUGUAGCGCUAGAUAUGUUUGGAACUUUACGGUUUGGUUAUAUUUUACCAAGCAAUUCAUAUAUUGCUUAAUAGUAUUUGAUCGGAGUCAUCCUUUCAUUGAGAAACAAAACAUAUUAUAAAAACAAAAACAUAUCAUUUCAUUGAUAUCUAUUUCGAAUCAGGGAAAUGAUAUCAUAUAUCUAAUUUUUGGCCUUUAUGAAAAUAGCACCAUCGUGUUCUUAAAAUAAGAGAAGACUUGGUACUCUAGUAUACUUCUGAAUCCAGAGUCCAACCUUUCAUUGACUGGAAAAUUUCAUGGCAGAAGCCAGUUAUUGUUUCGCAGUCUUUAAAAAAGCUGCAAUCUUUUCCUUGAAGAAUUGAAAAAACCUUUGAAAAUAUUUAUUUUCUAUGUCUAUUACAAUCAUCGAAAACUAUUGCAUUUAUGAAAUAUUUUUCAAUAUAACGAUUCCGUGUGCAAUAACGUAUGUUAACUGUACUUGAAACGACAAUAAACAGAUAUUAUUGUUUUUCAUCAGAAAAAAUAUUUCCCGUUAUUUUUGAGAAUUUCAAAUAGACUAUACAAUAAUUUUUGAUUUAGCUAAAGAUUGAGCUAUAUUUAAAUUUUGUAAAGAAGAUACAUGCUCAUUUUAUGAAUUUCUUUUUCGGUUUUAUAUUUUUCCAUAAUUGUUGAGAGGACAUGCAAUAUUUUAAUACAUUUUAUUAGACUUUACUUUAGUAGAAAUGAAGUAAUUAUACACGAAGACAAUAACUUUAGAUCAAUACAUCAUAACAAAGAUACAAAAUGUAUUUAUUUAUUAUUUUAGUUUUAAAGAAUGUUUACUCCAUCUAUUAUCAGACUACUGAAUUGCAUGGGAACCAUCUACACCCCAUGCAAUCUCUUAAUAUUAGUGUAAUGUAUUAUUUCUUUAAGAAUAACUUUUCAAAUCAUUGUCUUUUUAGAUUCCUAUUCCAUCUGCAAUUCAACAUUCCAUUGAGUGACUCAACUUGAAUUCAAAACUUAUUGGAAAUACUGUUUCACCAUAAGAGUUUCAAAAAGCCAUAACAACCUCUAUAACAAACCAAGAAUUUUUCACCAAUUAAGAAAAAAUGAUACAGUACUGUACUGUACAUGAAAUCUAAGGUAUCUAUCAAAUCCCAGAAAUCAAUUUUGGAUUUGUUUCAACUAACUUUCUUAAAUUUAUAUGUAGUAGUGAUGGUGAUAAUGUGCUAGGUAUUCAUAGCUUCAUAUACUUCAUGUAACAGAACACUUUAAUAAGAUACUUGUCUUGUAACUGCUGAAAACUUGGUCUCACAUGUAGCGGGUAGCUUAAAAUAGAUUUAAACUUUUAUUCGUGUAUCUAUUUCAAGAUCACCCAAGGUGCUCGAAUAGAUUUCAAACGUAACUUUCAAUUACAGCAGCUACAUUUCUGUCAGUUGUAACAUAUUUUUUUAUUCUACAGUGAUAGGUCUUACAUAAAAUUAUACAUUUUUUUAUACAAUACUUUUAUAGGUUUCGCAUGUUUGCCGCAAUACUUGAGAAACUUGACAUAUCAAUUUAAUAUUAAAAAAUCGAACGAAUUUUCUUAGUUGAAAAUACAAUACUAAUACUCCUCUUUUCAACUUGGAAGUUGAUUGUGCAAUUAUACUAUGUGCCAUACUUCUCUAUAAUCCAUUCAAAUCCUGUCUCCUAUCCAAGCUCAAAGACAAUAAUCUGAAAAGAACCAUAACUGUAUUAUGUGUUUUAUUGAAGUAUAUCCUGAAUUUUUUGUAUUAAAGAAAACAGUUGUACCUUCUUUCUGUUUAUAAGGAUUAAUGUGCUUUGUAAGUCCGUCCUUUAUAUACAUAUUAUAUGAAUAAAGAUGAUUUAUAUAUGUAAUAA
Molecule: messenger RNA, 5978 nt
Organism: Nilaparvata lugens (brown planthopper)
Lineage: Eukaryota; Metazoa; Arthropoda; Insecta; Hemiptera; Delphacidae
Gene: yrt
Product: band 4.1-like protein 5
Exons: 17
Coding region: 259-2883 (874 amino acids)
Cellular component (GO): cytoskeleton
Molecular function (GO): cytoskeletal protein binding
Source: RefSeq, a predicted model, not a curated record